CAUAAACUAGCCUUAAGGGUCGUCAUCUUCGCAUAUAUAUAUAUGUAUAAAUCCUGAGAAAGUAUAUGCCUUAACAUUUUUGUCUAUAUAUAUACCUUUAUCCGAUCACCCUUCGUUAUCAAAGAGAUUUAGUCGUAAAGAUGGGCAACACAGAAACAGCAAGAACUGCUGUUGGGGUUAUUGGAAAUGUCAUAUCAUUCGGCCUGUUUCUCUCUCCAGUCCCAACGUUUGUGAAAAUAUGGAAGCAGAAGUCAGUUCAAGCAUUCAAGCCAGACCCAUAUGUUGCAACAUUCCUCAACUGUUUGUUAUGGGUAUUUUAUGGGAUGCCAUUUGUGAAGCCUGAUAGCCUUUUGGUGCUCAGUAUCAAUGCUGUUGGUCUUGUCAUUGAGUCCAUCUAUAUUGCCAUUUUUAUCCUCCACUCUGACUGGCCUAAACGAAGGAAGAUUUUCAUUGCACUCUCUGUGGAGGUUAUCUUCUAUGCAAUUAUUGUAGUUAUUAGCAUGAUCGCUCUCCAUGGCAAUGGGAGAAUUAAUUUCGUUGGAAUACUUUGCCUCAUUUUCAACAUUAUUAUGUACGCCUCUCCAUUGACCGUCAUGCGUCGGGUGAUCACCACGAAGAGUGUGAAAUUCAUGCCCUUCUAUCUAUCCCUAGCUAACUUUGCUAACGGUUCUAUUUGGUUCUCUUAUGCUUUUCUCAAAUUCGAUCCCUGGGUCCUGAUUCCCAAUGGUCUGGGAGCACUUUCUGGUGCGAUUCAGCUAAUACUCUAUGCUACAUAUUAUCGGACAACAAAUUGGGACGAAGAAGAGAAUCCAAGUCAAGUAGAAAUGUCGGACAGUGGCAACCAUGUUUAAGAAACAUAAGUUCUUUUCUUGUUUGUUUUUAUGCUCACGUCAAUUUUUGGGGAGCAGCGGAAUUAAACAAGUGGAUUCAUUAAAGGGAGGAAGAAUUGGGCAUUAUUUAUGUAAUAACACAAGUUCUUCUUUUCCUGACUAUUAUGCUAUGUUAAUUACUAUUGUAUCGAGGUUGUAUUGCUUCCUUUCUAAUAAGUGUACGUACAAUUCUUUUGCCACAAUCAUAGUAAUUCAGAAGGUUUGUUUUCUGUUGAUG
This is a messenger RNA of Oldenlandia corymbosa var. corymbosa, 1107 nucleotides long. The record is from the annotation of a GenBank genome assembly. NCBI's taxonomy places the organism in Eukaryota, Viridiplantae, Streptophyta, Magnoliopsida, Gentianales, Rubiaceae.